GUAGUGUUUAUAUCUCUGUCAGCUGGGGAAGCGGAGCGGUUAGUUACUCCGUUGAGUCGUGACUUUUAUUCGACUUUUUGGAGAGGAACCGAGUCUGGAUGCGCACUGAGUGACAGAUGAAGACGUUUAUUUCAGAACUCUGAGACUUUUCCGCUCUUUAAUUUCGUCUUGAAGGAGUGAGAAGGUUUUAUAUCUGAAGAGAGAGCGCGAGAGAAGCGUGUAAAUGACCUGCAGAUCAGAUUGGAUCGGAUUUAUUCCUUACUUUUCUCGGCCACCCUCCUUCAUCAGUAUCCUCCGGGGGGGGUACUGACCUGGACAUGGACGACAUGGGAGCUUCCUACUUGGCCUUUAACGAUUUUAACAGUAAUGGUGGCUCGCUGUGGGCGGAGUCACUGGCCCAUCAGGAGCAGCAGGAGGUGGAGAGCUUCAGGAGGAAACUCAAAUACUUCUUCAUGAACCCCUGCGAGAAGUACCGAGCUCGUGGAAGGAAGCCAUGGAAGCUGAUGCUGCAGAUCAUCAAGAUGGUCAUCAUCACCAUCCAGCUGGUGUCUUUUGGCCUGAGUAACCAGAUGGUGGUGACAUUUAAGGAGGAGAACCUGAUGACCUUCAAGCACCUGUUCCUGAAGGACUACGCCGAUCAUGACGCUAAAGCCUACGCCGUAUACACUCAACAGGAGGUCUACACACACCUGUCCUACAUCGUACAGCAGUUCCUGCGUUUGCAGAACAUAACGGUGGGGAACCACGCGUACGAGAAGGACGGUCAUCUCUACACUCCUCUACUCAUCUGCCAGAAGAUCUACCACAAUGGCAGCAUCUCCCCCGGCAACGAGACCUUCGAGAUCGACGCCAAGGUGGAGGAAGAGUGCCUCAAGAUUUAUCCAGCCCAGCCGUUACCCGCCGCAGAAGACGUGCACCUGUCCAACUUCACACUGCAGUUCAAACGGUUGCUGGAGGUGAAUGUGUACUUCACUCUGAAGGCCAUUAAUCUGCAGACGGUGCAGCACCACGAGCUUCCUGACUGCUACGACUUCAGCAUCGUAAUCACCUUUAACAACCGCGCCCACAGCGGCCGGAUCAGAGUGGACCUGGACAAUGACGUGGACAUCAACGAGUGCCGAGACUGGAAAGUCACGGGAGCCUCUCCUAAGAACAUCUACUACACAGUGCUGUUCGAUGUGGUGAUCAUUCUCACGUGUCUGGCGUCUCUGGUCCUGUGCACGCGCUCCGUGAGCACCGGAGUCCUGCUGCAGUUUGCGUACACCACCUUCUUCCUGAAGCAUUAUGGGAAGCGAGUGUGUUGGUCUGACCGGAUGGAGUUUAUUAACGGCUGGUACAUCCUCAUCAUCAUUAGCGACGUUCUCACCAUCACUGGCUCGGUGCUCAAAAUCGCCAUCCAAGUCAAGGCUUUGACGAGUUAUGACAUCUGCAGCAUCCUCCUGGGCACCGGCACCAUGCUGGUAUGGAUCGGCGUGCUGCGCUAUAUGGGCUACUUCAAGAAAUACAAUAUCCUGAUCAUCACCCUGAGAGCGGCGUUCCCCAACGUGAUCCGUUUCUGCUGCUGUGCAGCCAUGAUCUACCUCGGCUACUGCUUCUGCGGCUGGAUCGUCCUCGGACCCUACCACGAGAAGUUCCGUACCCUGAACACGGUGUCUGAGUGUCUGUUCUCCCUGAUCAACGGAGACGACAUGUUCACCACCUUUAAGAACAUGCAGCAGAAGAGCUACCUGGUGUGGCUGUUCAGUCGUGGUUACCUGUACACCUUCGUCUCGCUGUUCAUCUACAUGGUGCUCAGCCUCUUCAUCACCCUGAUCACCGACACCUACGAGACCAUCAAGCAGCAGCAGUUGGACGGAAAGCCCUUGUCUGAGCUCCAGGCCUUUAUAUCCGAGUGUAAAGAUCACCCGAACUCGGGCUGUUACCGUGUGGAGGAGCGAUCCUCUCCCUGCCUCUUCUGCUGCACUCGCAGGCUCAGUGACCUGCAUGAGAGUCUGGUGUGUUAAACACGGCCGUGAUGACGUCACAUCAAAAAGAAUUCCUCGUUACAGUUGAAUCUAAUUACAAGUAUAAUAUAAGCGUAAAGCACGAGAAGUCCACGAAGGAGUGUUCCCAGUGUUUCACACUCGCGGUGUUCCAGUAGGUCAGACUGAACAUGUCCCAGCACUCGCAGCUCACCAUUGUGAAUGUAUUCAGCGAUGUACAAAACGAUAAAUAAAUGUUACAUCAUGAAUUAAGCGUGCUUCCCACGGCCGUGCAGUCUACUUUAUACGCUUCAGGGUUUUUGAAAGAUUUCUUGCUGUUAAUAAAAUAAAAUGGUGGAUUUACGAAAUCGUCGGUGUUUGCUCUCUACAUGUGAAGGGAAGAAAUUUUAUUCAUAUUUCUAGUAUGGUUUUAAAUGAAGCUGAGAACUGUUAACAGCAUGACUGGUCAUUCGACCAAAUUCCCAAUACUGCUUGUAUUGAGUUUUAAUCAGAGCCACAGCGCAUGCGCGUACUGUACAUGAAGUACUCAGGCUGCUGCUGCUGCUAAUAAUAAUAUAUAUUAGUAAAGCUCAUAGUAGACUGCAUGUAGCCCUAAAAUCCCCAAUCUGCAGAAAAAAAUACAGUAAGUUGACAAAAAUAAAAAUUACAUGUGCAUUACAUGUGGGAAAUGUAAUGUUUCUGACUUUUCUUUAUGAAUGCAGAAACACGGCUUGAUGCUUGAUCUCACGAGGGGGAAAAUCGCAUAAAAUAUUGUUUCCUUAAUGAAAUAAAGUAUGUAUAUAUAUAUAUAUCUUCUGUGAGCCUUUUGUUUAAAUGUACCUGUAUUUAAUUACACAAAGCUGUAUUUGCAUAAAUAAAUGCUUUUUGUAUUCGA
This is a messenger RNA of Ictalurus punctatus (channel catfish), 2856 nucleotides long. It is a transcript of the gene mcoln3b, whose product is annotated as mucolipin TRP cation channel 3b. The transcript is spliced from 15 exons. Lineage: Eukaryota; Metazoa; Chordata; Actinopteri; Siluriformes; Ictaluridae. Gene Ontology annotation, cellular component: plasma membrane; lysosomal membrane. The record is from RefSeq and is a predicted model, not a curated record. Bases 318 to 2003 code for a protein of 561 amino acids. Gene Ontology annotation, molecular function: NAADP-sensitive calcium-release channel activity.